Trichoderma aggressivum f. europaeum is the source of this 1740-nucleotide messenger RNA. RefSeq lists its product as uncharacterized. Gene Ontology annotation, molecular function: [pyruvate dehydrogenase (acetyl-transferring)]-phosphatase activity. NCBI's taxonomy places the organism in Eukaryota, Fungi, Ascomycota, Sordariomycetes, Hypocreales, Hypocreaceae. Gene Ontology annotation, cellular component: mitochondrion. The record is from RefSeq and is a predicted model, not a curated record. The transcript has 3 exons. The coding region runs from base 1 to 1740 and encodes 579 amino acids. Gene Ontology annotation, biological process: protein dephosphorylation.
AUGCAUCGUGCCGCUGUCAGGGCGUUCCGGACAAGUCACCGCCCCAGCGUGCGAAUCCAAGUGCGGAAUCAAGGACGGCAUCACCCUCACCACGCUCGCCAGUCCAGCACCUCCCAUGUGCCUCUGAGAUCGUCCAUGUACUUCCGUCGUCUGCCCGUCGCGCUGGCCUCUGGUCUGAUCCUCGGAUACGGCGCCUGGCACUACAACGGCGCCGAAUUCGUCCCCGGCAGCGCCGUCACUCGAAGCUUCACCAAUACGCAGGCGGCCGAUGCCGCGCCGACGCGCACUGUCCUGGUUGUCGGAGCCGACGAGCUAAGGCAGGGCACCAUCGUUGGUGAGGGGCCGCUGUACAAGUCGUCGACCGAGGACGGCCGCAGGAUCGUCGAGAUGUUGACGCCCGACCAGGCCACGGCCAAGCUGCGCCGCCAGGAACAGUCCUUUAAUGUCAAUCGCGGCCAGGGCGUCACGCGCUACGACCUCGUCCAGCUAGGGAGCAACGAUCCGAUUGAGGACGACCACGCCGAGAAGAUUGUCUCGGUGCCCACCCGGGUCACCGAGGAGGAAGUUAGCAGCAGCGACUGGAUGUUCUGGGGAGUUUUCGAUGGUCACUCCGGCUGGACGACAUCGGCAACAUUGCGGGAAAGCCUCAUUAGCUACGUGGCUCGAGAAUUAAACAGCACUUACAAGGCCUCUUCCAACGCGGCACCGGCUCCCGAAGCCAUUGAUUCGGCUAUCAAGGCCGGCUUCACCCGCCUCGACAACGAAAUUGUCCAUAAAAGCGUCGAAAAGGUCUUCAAGGCCAGCUCCAAGGCUGUGGCUGCUGAGCUGCUGCAGCCUGCCUUGUCUGGUUCUUGCGCCUUACUAUCCUUCUACGACAGCAGGAGUAAGUUACUACGCGUAGCGUGCACAGGUGACUCUCGUGCCGUCUUGGGCCGUCGAACAAAGUCUGGCAAAUGGAUAGCUACGGCUCUCUCCGAGGACCAGACAGGAGGCAACCCCACUGAAGUUGCUCGCAUGCGCAUGGAGCAUCCCGGUGAAGAGCACGUCAUCCGAAACGGCCGUGUCUUGGGAGGCUUGGAGCCAACUCGUGCCUUUGGUGAUGCUGUCUACAAAUGGAGCCGCGAUGUCGCUGGAAGACUCCGCGAGAACUUCUUUGGUCGAAGCCCCUCUCCCUUACUAAAAACUCCUCCCUACGUCACGGCAGAACCCAUUGUCACAACGACCAAGAUUGAGCCUGAGAACGGCGACUUUGUUGUGCUUGCCACCGAUGGACUGUGGGAGAUGUUGACAAACGAGGAGGUCGUGGGCCUUGUAGGCCAGUGGAUCGAGACGCAGAAGACGGGGAGGCCAAGCUCGCAGUUCGACAAGGCAUGGUCCAAAGUCUUUGGCUCACAGAGCAAGCCGCUCCCCGUGGAACAGGGCAGAGAAGCGGCUGGGUUCGACGGAAAGACACCCAUUCGCCUGCAGCAAUGGGGAAUUGACCCCGACGCAAGAGACCGAUUUGUCGUCAGAGACAAAAACGUUGCCACUCAUCUUGUCCGCAACGCCCUUGGCGGAGCCAACGAUGAGCAGGUCUGUGCUCUCCUAACUUUACCAUCGCCCUUUUCAAGGCGAUAUCGCGACGAUUUGACUGUUCAAGUCAUUUUCUUUGGUCACGGUGACAAGACAAGCGAAAAGACCGGCGAUGUCACAGUCAACUUAGAUGCAACGACAGAUCAAGACCCUAGAGCUAGGCUUUAG